This is a messenger RNA of Ectocarpus siliculosus, 2207 nucleotides long. The record is from the annotation of a GenBank genome assembly. Lineage: Eukaryota; Phaeophyceae; Ectocarpales; Ectocarpaceae.
GGAGGGGGGACGCGUCAAAUGCGCUGCGUGCUCCUUGGUACUCCGGUGCUACCCACCGGUCGAAAGCAUCGCUGCACACCUCUCACUGAAGACAGCAAAGAAGCGGGAAACAAGCGGCGCAAUUAAAGGAUCUGCGGCGGAAUGCAGUCGCUGUUCGACGUCGUGGUUUGCGAGCCCGUGACGCUGGACACGGAGUCCGACCGCUCCAUGUUCGUAUCGUGGGUAAGGGGGCUGUCGGUGCACGAGGUGGUGUCGCGACGCCUCGCCGACUUCGAGAAGGAGGUCUCGGCAAGCAAUGCCCGGAUUGGCAAUCUUCCCGCGAUGUCAAGGGUCCAGCUAUCGUUCCGGAGAAGGGGCUCCACCGCCGAGGAGACCACGCAGGAUGAGGCGCUCAGCCAGCGACGUCAGCUGGAAACCCUGUUCGGGAAAGACACGGCCGACGCUUACCGCGUCUUCGACACGAUGGAGCACUUCCUGAGACAGCCCGAGCAUCUCAGGGGGCAGCUGCAGGUUCAGCUUGGUGAAACCACUCAGGCUUGGAUGGUGGAGCGGUACCACGAGCUGGAUGACUCGGUGCUGCGGGAGAUCCUAGGCAAGAAGGUCACCUCCAAGACCCGGAAGGACCUCGAUGACGUCAGCGAGCUCACGCACGUGCCUCUUCGGAGCUGCCACCGCCAGUACGACAACAUCCAGAGGUUGCUGGGCAAUCUGGAGGACAGCGUCAUCCUCCAGCACCUCUCCGUGGCCAAAGAAGUCCAGGACAAGCUAGGCCUCCCGCUUCGGCUGUCGGCCAAGUACACGGCCGUCGCGUUUCUCCUCCACGUCCGGUUUCAUGUCCAGAGGGCUAAGCGACUGACGGCGCACAUGACGGCGUACGACCUCUGCUGGAGCGCGAUGGGGAUGCUCAACUACUGGGUUGGGGAUGGAAAGUACCUCGGGGCGUAUGAGGCGAGUCGCGGAAAACCAUGCUUGCGGGAAAAAGAAGCAUGCGGAAGGACAUCAACAAAGAAGAGAAUGGGGCUAAGCCUACUGGACGUGGAGGCUCAGUCGAAGCGGGCAAACACCCAGGCGGGGGUGGGCGACCCGGCGGACAAGGAUGCGGCGAGAAGAGAAGGCUGGCAAAAUGAAAUGGAGCAGGGGCUCCUGACGGUGGUCGGCCUGGAGUUCGACAAGAAGUGGAUUCGCCUCUUGAGAGUCAUCAAGACGCAGCUGUUCGGGGACUACAGGAGCAACCUUUUCGACGACCUCCGGCAGCACGCCAUGGCAGACCUGCAAGAAGCGGGCUUGCUGCCACCGACUGUCGAAGCCGUCUCCCAGAGCUUCAGGCCUUUGGUCAAAGCUUUGGCAUCGAUCGGUUCCGGGCUGUCCAUGUCCAAAGAAUACCGCGACGUGUUCGAAGAUCUCAUCGAGAAGGUCGGUAACCCCCUCAGAGAUGCUGGUCUCGGAUUGAAGGACACGGUUUCCGUUCUGGAGUCUCUCGUGCAGGGGUUCGCCAAGGCAUGCCCGCCAGAGUCGGAGGCAGGGGAAACGGAGAUGGUGGAUGCCUGGAGAAGAUAUAUUUUCGGGGUCCGGAUGUGCUUCCGAUACGCCUACAGAGAUGGACACCAAGGGUUCUGGUCGACCCGCUCAAGACAUGGUUGACUGGAGCGUCUUGGUUAUGACGGGUGUUAGAUUUUUGGGCUCAAGUAGCGUUUCCCAUACUUGGAGCAGUGCUACUGAGUUGGCUCCCCGGAGACUGCUUGUGGAUUAUGGUUAUUUUGUCUUGCUGCAUCGUACAAUUGUAUGUACUCGGGGGCCAUCGGUUUCGGCCGGAUUACACCGGCUUGCUGUGGGGGCAGACUCGUUGUUUCUGUUGUUGUAGUUGGCUUGCUUCGUGGUGGAAGCAACACGGACAGAUACAGGCAGGCCGUAGCGGUGCUGCUCUACCCCGUCUUCUGCGCUGUUGUCCACGUACGUACGUAGGAGGCAGCCCGAGUUACUCGCGCGGGGACUGGAUCUACACGCGCCCGAUAGAUACGCCAACAAUAGAUUCUCGAUCAUGCCGAUCGAAUCGUGCCGGGCGCCCGGUAUGGUGCCGGUGUUUUCGGCUCGUACACACUGAAACACAGCAGUCGAACCUCGGUUUAUUAGGAAGUUAUGUUGUACAUUCUGCGAAGAGAGAGAGCCAACAUGCAUGCCUGUGUGAAAAGAGAGUUAGUUGUCAAAGU